CCUCAACUCAAAGUCAACCAACUCUCUCAACAUAUUCUAAUGGAGUAAUAAAAUGAUCUCCUCGCGGUAAUCAAAAACCCACUGAUCUCUCUCCCUCUUCCAUCUCCAUUUUCGAUUCCAAUGAGUGCUCAAUGCAUGGGCCCGCUGACUGCAAAGCUUUUCACAAUCCUCCCCUUCCUCUGUUUCUCGGCAGCGACGGUUUACGGAGCACAAAACUUCGAAGUCCAAUACGAUUCGUUCAACGAUUCCAACAAGGACAAUUUCGCGAUCCAAUCUCCUGCGGCCAUCAGUAACAAUGCCCUUCAAAUCACCCCGGACACAGCCAGCAGCAGUUUCAGUCUCUACAAUCGGUCUGGAAGAGUCCUUCUCAAUCAGGCUUUCAACCUCUGGGAAAAUGAAGUCCAGUCCAAUUCCACCCGAUCAAUUGUACAUUUUACCUCCUCCUUCCUCAUCAAUAUCUAUCGGUUGAACAACUCCACCGCCGGUGAAGGGUUCGCCUUCGUCAUCGUCCCAGACAAGGCCGUACCUCCCGGGAGCGAGGGGGAGUACAUGGGCUUGACAAACUCCACGACCGAUGGCGAUCCCAACAACCAUUUGGUGGCGGUGGAGUUCGACACGUUUAAGCAGGACUUCGACCCAGACGAUAACCACAUCGGCCUAAACAUCAACAGUGUCCGAUCUAGAAAUGUGACGCGUUUAACACCCCUCGGUAUCCAACUCGCUCACUUGGAAGCCAAAUUUUACAAUGUUUGGGUGGAGUAUGAGGGGUUUUCCAGGAACUUUAUGGUCUUCAUGACGGAAGGUUCGAAGGAUGGUCCAACACCGGACAGACCGGACUCACCUGUGCUGAUAUCUAAUUUUAAGCUCAGUGACGUGGUGGCUCAGUAUUCAUACUUCGGUUUUGCGGCUUCAACUGGCAACAACACGGUCCAGUUGAACAGCGUGUUGAAAUGGAAUCUGACCGUCGAGUACUAUACUCAAAAUAUUAACAACCAUCCGACCUCCUCGUGGCUGCAAAUCGUCCUCGGGGCUGGGGUGGCGGUGCUGGUGAUUGCGGCCAUGGGUUUGGGCUAUUACUUAAAUAGGAGGAGGUUGGCGCGACAAUCGGACCCUAACAUCCUGCGCGCUCUGAAGAGAUUGCCAGGUAUGCCUAAGGAGUUUCGAUUUAAAGAUUUGAAGAAAGGUACAAACAACUUUCACGAGAGGAACAAGUUGGGUCAAGGAGGUUUUGGUAUGGUGUACAAAGGGUUGUUACCGGGUGAGAAUUUGGACGUGGCCGUGAAGUGGUUCUCCAGGGAGAGCAUUAAGGGACAGGAUGAUUUCUUGGCCGAGCUUACCAUCAUUAAUCGUCUCCGGCAUAGACACCUCGUCCCAUUACUCGGAUGGUGCCACAAGAAUGGGAAGCUCCUCUUGGUAUAUGAAUACAUGCCUAAUGGCAGCCUGGACAAGCACCUCUUCGGUAACAGUGCCGAGGACGAGCCCUUAAGCUGGAACCUCCGCUACAAGAUCAUCUCUGGACUGGCCUCAGCUCUGCACUACCUCCACAACGAGUACAAUCAGAAGGUGGUCCACCGAGACAUCAAGGCCAGCAACAUCAUGCUUGACUCCAACUUCGAUGCCCGGCUAGGUGACUUUGGCCUAGCUCGUGCCCUCGACAACGAGAAGAACUCGUACACAGAGGCUGCAGGCGUGAUUGGAACAGCCGGCUACAUUGCCCCCGAGUGCUUCCUCACGGCCAAAGCAACGCAGCAAUCUGAUGUGUAUGCGUUUGGAGCAGUGUUGCUUGAAGUAGUGUCUGGCCAAAGGCCUGGCACUAGAAUAGGUGCAUUUCAUUACGUGGUUGAUUGGGUGUGGUAUUUGCACCGUGAUGGCCGGCUACUAGAGGCGGUGGAUGAGAGGCUCGGGGUAGAUUAUGUGGCGGAGGAGGCGGAGAGGGUUCUGCUUUUAGGGCUGUCUUGUUGCCAUCCUAUGGCGAAUGAGAGGUUGGAUAUGAAGGAGAUUGUUAAGAUUGUGUCAGAGUCUGUCCCGGCACCUUAUGUGCCGCCAUUCAAGCCACCUUUCGUUUGGCCAGCAGUGGUGGGGAUGGGCGGAGAAGAUAUUAGUUCCGCCACUACGGAGGAUAAAACAAUUUCGACCUCCCAUUUUGGGCCUGAGUGGUCUCUACAACUCGCUCCUUAGUAUUGACUUGUCUUGUGUAGUCUACAAUACCCUCACUCAACCGAAAAGAUAUGGAAACUCUCAAAUUAUCUUGGAGUUUUUUUUUAGCAUUUUAAGGCAAUGAUAUGAUAUCAUACUUGUUGGAUAAUAAUAACCAAAAUAAACAUAAAUUUUUCAUUCUUUUAGUGUUGUUAGUCAUCAAUAAAUUUGGUAAAUUUAUAAAAUAAAAUUUCAAUGGCCUACCAGAGUCACUCUGUAGUAAAAAUAAAAUAAAAUAAAAUAAAAAAAACAACUUGACCGAGACCUUUAUAAAAAUGCACAAACCUCAGUUCGAGAAAUAAGA
This is a messenger RNA of Cornus florida, 2500 nucleotides long. RefSeq names its product probable L-type lectin-domain containing receptor kinase S.5. NCBI's taxonomy places the organism in Eukaryota, Viridiplantae, Streptophyta, Magnoliopsida, Cornales, Cornaceae. The coding region runs from base 121 to 2178 and encodes 685 amino acids. The record is from RefSeq and is a predicted model, not a curated record. The transcript is spliced from 2 exons. Gene Ontology annotation, cellular component: plasma membrane. Gene Ontology annotation, molecular function: protein kinase activity; ATP binding; carbohydrate binding. Gene Ontology annotation, biological process: protein phosphorylation.